Lynx canadensis (Canada lynx) is the source of this 3606-nucleotide messenger RNA. RefSeq names its product nucleoporin 43 (gene NUP43). Gene Ontology annotation, molecular function: protein binding. The record is from RefSeq and is a predicted model, not a curated record. Gene Ontology annotation, cellular component: nuclear pore outer ring. The transcript has 8 exons. Bases 62 to 1204 code for a protein of 380 amino acids. NCBI's taxonomy places the organism in Eukaryota, Metazoa, Chordata, Mammalia, Carnivora, Felidae.
GGGGCGGGACUGAGAGGCGCGCGCGGUGCUUCUUGCUGUAUCUGCUGUGGUUGCUUUUGGCAUGGAGGAAAUUUAUGCUAAGUUUGUGUCUCAGAAAAUCAGCAAAACCCGGUGGCGACCGGUACCUCCGGGGAGCCUGCAGACCGCCGAGACCUUCGCUACGGGCUCUUGGGACAAUGAGGAAAAUUAUGUUUCUCUGUGGUCUAUUGGAGAUUUUGGGAACGUUGACUCUGAUGGAGGAUUUGAAGGAGAACAUCAGUUAUUGUGUGAUAUCAAACACCACGGUGAUGUCAUGGAUUUACAAUUUUUUGACCAGGAAAGAAUUGUAGCUGCUUCAUCAACAGGAUGCGUAACAGUUUUCCUUCACCAUCCUAAUAACCAGACUUUGUCAGUCAGCCAGCAGUGGACCACAGCUCACUACCACACAGGUCCGGGCAGUCCUUCCCGUAGCAGUGCACCAUGCACGGGUGUUGUGUGCGACAACCCAGAAAUUGUCACAGUUGGAGAAGAUGGUCGAAUAAAUCUCUUCAGAGCUGAUCACAAGGAGGCUGUAAGAACCAUAGACAACGCAGAUAGCAGUACGCUCCAUGCUGUAACCUUCCUUCGAACUCCUGAGAUUCUUACAGUAAAUUCAAUUGGGCAGUUAAAAAUAUGGGAUUUCAGAAAACAAGGAAAUGAGCCUUCUCAGAUACUAUCACUGACUGGUGACCGAGUGCCCCUCCACUGUGUUGAUAGACAUCCCAACCAGCAGCAUGUGGUAGCCACCGGUGGCCAGGAUGGAAUGCUGAGUAUUUGGGAUGUUAGACAAGGUACUAUGCCUGUGUCUCUGCUGAAAGCUCACGAAGCUGAAAUGUGGGAAGUUCACUUUCACCCAUCCAACCCAGAUCAUCUAUUUACUUGUUCUGAGGAUGGAUCCCUCUGGCAUUGGGAUGCCUCCACAGAUGUACCUGAAAAAUCAUCACUGUUUAACCAAGGAGGAAGAAGUAGCACUUUUUUGUCUCACAGCAUUAGUAACCAGGCUAAUGUUCACCAGUCUCUUAUAAGCUCCUGGCUCAGCACUGAUCCUGCAAAAGACCGUAUUGAAAUUACAAGCUUGCUUCCCAGCAGGACUUUGUCUGUAAACAGUUUGGAUGUUUUAGGUCCUUGUCUUGUUUGUGGAACUGAUGCAGAAGCAAUUUAUGUUACUAGACAACUUUUUUCAUGAAAAUACUGUAGUUACAUGAUUUCAGGUAAAGCAUAUAGUUAGCCUUUUGAAUUACCACUUCUAUGCAUAUUUUUAUGAUUGGAAAAUGUGAAAUUGGCAGAGGAAGCUUCAGUCACCUAUUGUUGAUGUUGAUGACCAGCGUUGGUUUUUGUCAGUUGAAUGUUCCCCUCAUAGUCGUAGAGUCUGAUAGAUGACUGGUGAGAAGAGAAUUGGAACAUGUAGAAGAAUAUUAGAGGGAUCCUUUUGCUGAUGUAGACACUGCCUUCAAACAGGCCGUUCUGGACAGCUCGUGGACCCAGCUCUUCAUCUUUGAUGUUGUGAGACUUAAUAUUCUCAAACCACCAACAGGUUCCUGUCCUUUUUAUUGACAGUGUGAGGGAUAUGCCCCUCCCUGGUGGCACUAGCCAAUGUUGAUGUUUAUCCUGUAUAUUGUAGAUAUUUUCUUCAGCCCUUCCACAUUUUCUUUCCUUAAUAAGUUUAAUAAACUUCUUCAUAAAGAAUUGAAUAGAACAAAAAUGACAAUUUUUUUGUAGUGUUCACAUUUUUUUAAAGGAAAGUGUUAUGACAGGUUAGAGUAGGUUUGAACAGAACUAUAUCAACUGCUUGGACCCAGCUUCAUUUUUCUUGAAAAAAGUACAUUUUUCCUAAGGAUUUUUACUUUUGUUUAGUUUUACAACGUUGUUCAAAAUUGCCAAACCGGACAUUGUGCAAUAAAACAGAAUUUGACAUUGAUAAGUGAUCCAACUUCCAAACUGAAAUUUGAAGAUCACGUGUAUAAGACUAGUAUGAUGAUGUGAUAAGAGUAAAGAUGUCUUUACUCUUUUGAUGUCUUUGUCCUUAUCUACAGUGCUAACGAUGACCUAACUUGUAGUGUUUUCUUUUGUUUGUUUUGAGUAUAGUUGACAAAAUGUUCCAUUAGUUUCAGGUUAAUAUGUAGUGCCUAAAGACAAUUUAGUAACUUUGUCUUUUCAAAGUUUGUUAAAUUAAAUGUGUUCUUGAACAUCAAGACCUUAAUGACAAAUCACUGCUAUUAAGCUCUUGGAGAAUGUAUUCAUUUACUUUAUUUAUAAUUCCAGUGGUAGUAAUUAUGGUAAAGUUUUGUUUUUCUGUCCUAAUAAAUAUUUUCAAUUUUUUAAUGCCACCUUACCUCAGGGCUUUUGGUUUGGGGUUUUUUGUCAACAUUUUUAAAUGGAAUACAUAAAUGUAAUCCGCUUUUUUAUAUAUAUUUGUCUCAAAAAUAUUUGAUAUAAUUAGUAACUUGAAUUGCAAAGAAUCAGAAGAAAAUGUUGCCAUAGGAAUUUUUAAUGUUUAUAGUUUUAUUUCUGAGACUAGUUUUUAAGAUUUUCUGUCAUUACAGAAGUAAUUCAUUACAGGAAAAAAAGGCAAGAGAAAAUUGUAAGUGCUUAUAAUGUUAAACAGAGACAAUUCAUAGUCUUUUCAUUCCCUUUUCCACCCAUCAAUGUGUGUGUAAUUUGUUAAAAAUGAAAUAUAUCAUGUUAUAUUUAUCGAAAUACAUUCCCCAGCAGUAAUCACAUGGUUUCCAUAAUAACAACAGAGCUAUUAAUUUUCUGUUGACUAUUUCCCUUUAUGUAAAUAUCUUGCUGCAGCGCAGAUCUCAGUGUCCCUUUCUUUACCCUCCGGGCAUUCUCCCAUCCAGCAGGCUACCACCCGUGCUCUGAGUGGGCCCUGAGUUGAUAUCCCUCUUGGAGGACUAGCUCCUGGGCCCACAUUUUUCAUGCACAGUGAGUGGUAAGCUUGCUGUGCCUUUGCUUUCCUCUGCAUUAUAGGCUGCUAAAAAGUUGAAAGGAUUCAUGUAUGUUGCUAGUACCAUUCUCUUGUUUCCAGCAGCAAUAUAUGCAAUUUCCCUAGAUUGUUAUAGUAAAUAAUUGAUGGAGGGAGCCAGAUGUGUAGGCUUAGAACACUAGCUUGGGCUGGAAACAAGUUUCAAGGUUGAAUCUUUGCUUUGUUUUAAGAGUAUUUGUAACCAUGAGUAAAAGAAAGUAUAUUUGAACAGUGAUACAUUUCCUAUCAACUGAGGGGUUCUCAGAUUUAAUAAGAAACAUAAGCUUUAUGUAGUAUAAAUAAAAACCCUAAUUUAUAAAUUUGUUCAUUGUCACUGCCUGUAUUCACGAAACUAUCAAAUAGUUUCUUUUGAAGGCUGCAGGAUCUCAGAGGUGGAAGGUACCUUGGAGAGCAUCUCUAACCUAAAUUUAACUGUCACUUUCAGAGCAUUCGUAACAAAUUAUCAUCCAGCCUGCCCUUGACAAUAUACUGUGAUAAAGUUUCCUAUUUCCCAAUGCAGUCUCUCCUCACUUGGACAGCUCUUAUUGAUGUAGCCUUAUGGCAGGGUUUUAGUGUAUGGAUGGAAUAGAAAACAAUCCUGUAAAAAAAACAAGGUAAGA